This is a messenger RNA of Rhipicephalus microplus (southern cattle tick), 933 nucleotides long. RefSeq lists its product as uncharacterized. NCBI's taxonomy places the organism in Eukaryota, Metazoa, Arthropoda, Arachnida, Ixodida, Ixodidae. The record is from RefSeq and is a predicted model, not a curated record.
UACCGCAAUGAAAUAGCUUCUUGUCGUAGUGAUGAUUUAUGCUUGUUGAUCCUGCCGUGCCCUCGAAGAUCUUACUGUAUUAUAGUUGACUGUUGGUCUGCUGUGAUGAUGCUUGUUAUGUCGGGAGACGUCGAGGAAAACCCCGGGCCUGCUACGACGCAAGAGCUCUUGCAAACAAUCUUGAAAAAUCAGGCCAAGUCUGAACGUGAUUUGAAUGCUAUUAGAGACCAAAUAUCUGAAGUAAACGUUAAAACAGAUAAGCUAACCAGUUCGCUUGCUUUAAUCCAUGAAACGAUGAUUGAUUUAAUUGAUACUUUAGAAGCUACUGUCCGGCAGCAGGCGGAAAGGCUGGUAGACUACGAAAACAGAAGCCGGAUACACAAUCUUUUGGUAUUCGGUCUCGCUGAAAAAAGUAUAGAAUCUGAAUCUGAUUUAAUGGUUUCGGUCGUGGACAAGAUAUUUAAGGAAAAACUUGAUGUAGAAGUUAAGACGAUCGAGAGAAUACAUCGCAUGGGAAAGGUACAGCCCGGGAAGGUUAGGCCAGUCAUCAUGAGAUUAUAUGACUACCGGGAAAAGGAGCGUGUGAUGAAAAAUUGUCCGAGGCUGAAGGGAAGUUCCAUAAGUAUUAGUAAUGACUAUGCGAGUGAAACAGUGGAAGUGCGGAGGAAGUUAUGGCAAAGUGCGGCUGCUGAGCGUGAUAGCGGUUUGAAGAUUUCCCUGAAUCACGAUAAGCUCAAAAUAAACAAUAAGCUCUACACUUGGGAUCAGAACAAGAAUGAGCGUUGUGCGAUUAAGGCAAGAGGGAUGGCAGGGCUGCCCCUGCUACCCGCUCGAAUGCCGCAUCUGCGUCAAACACUUCCCCUUCCACUUCUGCGCCAAAAUCGUAGCUAUGCCUGCUUGUACUAAAUGCUCGUAGCAUUGUAAAUAAGGUCA